AUGAGGCGGAUAGGUGAAGCGUAUAACGUAUACGCCGUGUUCAUCGGCAUGACGUCAUACAAAGUAACUGGUGGAAAAUUCAAGCAGUCGCGGAUUACCCAGAUAUAUUGCUUGGUUGUAAAUGCCAUCUGCUUGACGUUGCUUCCGCAGGGUUUCUGCAAAUCGGCCAGGAUAUUGGGUGCGGCGAAGUGGAUGCCUUCCUACAUGACGUUCGCUCCAUACAUCAUGUUUUCAACAAACUAUCUUACUAUAGCCUACAUCCUGAUCACGAGAUGGUACAGAGACGCCAUGUUGCUGGACUUGCAGCGUAUUACACUGGAAGUGAAUCGGGAAAUGUUGCGCACGGGAAAGAAAAUGAAUUCACUAAGUCGUCGAAUGUUUAUCAUCAAAGCAUUCACAUUGACCUACUUAUGUUUGUCGUAUAUUCUGGCGGUUUUCAUCUACCAGUGGAGAGUUCCAAGCUGGUCUCAUCUUUGCAAUGGACUUCUGAUUAACUUCUCCCUAACUAUCCUGGUUGUCACCACAUUCUUCUACUUCGUCUCACUAAUGCACGUGGCCAGAGGAUUCGACUUUGUCAACCAGCAGCUGGAGGAGAUCGUCUGCUCACAAUCGAUGGGCUUAAAGAAGAAAGAAGACGAACUCCGCAGCCUGUGGGCUCUGCAUAUAAAGCUGUGUAACACAGCCCGCAGGAUAAACAAGCACUACGGUCCCCAAAUGCUUGCCCUGCGAUUCGAUUACUUCAUAUUCUCUGUCAUCAACGUUUGUAUGGGCACGAUUUACUCGAUUUCCGAACAGGAGCCCAACCUUGAAAAGUUUUUCGGAUCUAUACUUUAUUGGACGCGGAGUGUAGAUUUCUUUCUGAACGACUAUAUCUGCAAUCUGGUCACCGAGUACCAAAGCCAGCCGAAGCUAUUUGCCACCGAAGGCUGCAUGUCCAACGAGCUGAGUUCCUACUUGAUCUACGAGAGCAGCACGAGAUUGGAUAUGUUGGUUUGUGGACUCUAUCCCGUUAACAAAGCGAAAUGGAUGCAGAUGGUAGGCUCCAUUAUAGUACACUCCAUCAUGCUGUUCCAGUUUCAUCUUCUAAUGCGAGGUGGUCACAGUAGCCACUAG
Drosophila teissieri is the source of this 1113-nucleotide messenger RNA. Its product is annotated as putative gustatory receptor 59b. Gene Ontology annotation, biological process: sensory perception of taste. NCBI's taxonomy places the organism in Eukaryota, Metazoa, Arthropoda, Insecta, Diptera, Drosophilidae. Gene Ontology annotation, cellular component: membrane. The coding region runs from base 1 to 1113 and encodes 370 amino acids. The transcript is spliced from 2 exons. The record is from RefSeq and is a predicted model, not a curated record.